Nelumbo nucifera (sacred lotus) is the source of this 1450-nucleotide messenger RNA. RefSeq names its product GATA transcription factor 5-like. Gene Ontology annotation, molecular function: sequence-specific DNA binding; zinc ion binding. Gene Ontology annotation, cellular component: nucleus. The record is from RefSeq and is a predicted model, not a curated record. Gene Ontology annotation, biological process: regulation of DNA-templated transcription; cell differentiation. Lineage: Eukaryota; Viridiplantae; Streptophyta; Magnoliopsida; Proteales; Nelumbonaceae.
CCAGGAACUGUGGGGGCACCUGUUUCGCCCGUGGACGCUUUCAGCCUUCAUUCAAUGCUGUACCAAUAUCUCCCUCUUUUCUUCUCAUUCAACCCUUCCUUGACUUGCUCCUCGUCCUCUGUAAUUUCUUCUUCUUCCCUCCUCGUCUCCUCUUGCCCUCCUUCAUCGUCUUUCCAGGUAAAACCAGAAAUGGAGUGUGUCGAAGCGAGGGCGUUGAAAACCAGUUUGUUGCCGGAGAUGGCUUUGAAAUCGAACCAACAAGUGUCUUGGGAUGAUGAGUGGUAUGUUAAUGGCGCAAAUGGUGUUGCAGGGGAUGAUUUUUUUGUGGACGACCUUUUUGACUUCUCUAAUGGGGAUGUUGGAGGGGGGCUGGGGCUUUUUGAGGAAGUAGAAGAAGAAGAAGAAGAGGAAGAAGAGAAAGAUUGUGCCUCUGUUUCUUCUCAAGAACAAGGGGAAAACGAUAACUGCAACUCUAUCGCUUUUUCUGUGAAAGACGAUUUUGGGUGUGUUCCCGGCAGUGAACUCAGCGUUCCGACGGAUGAUUUAGCGAGCCUCGAAUGGUUAUCUCGUUUCGUGGAGGAUUCUUUCUCAGGAUUCCCGCUACCUUGCCCAGCCGGAAAUCCAACGGACAAAACCCAAGGUGAGACGUUGAACCGGCCCGAACCGGAACCCGGAAUAACACCACUUAAAUUCCCGGUUUUCCAAACGCCGGUACCAUGCAAGGCGAGAAGCAAACGUGCGAGAACCGGCGGAAGGGUUUGGUCCCUCGUGUCUCCUUUGCUCAGGGAGUCUUCUUCUUCUUCGUCGUCAUCAUCUUCUUCCUCUUCGUCGUCCUCUUCGACGUCAUGUCUCAUGUUGACCAACAGCGGCCAAAACCUGGAAUUGUUCGACCAUUCCUUAAAGCCGCCGGCGAAGAAGCAAAAGAAGAAGCCGGUUACAGAGACGGGUGGGCCCCAACCGCCUCGCAGGUGCAGCCAUUGUCUUGUUCAGAAGACCCCACAGUGGAGAACCGGUCCGCUGGGGGCCAAGACCCUCUGUAACGCUUGUGGGGUUCGUUACAAGUCCGGUCGGCUCUUGCCGGAGUAUAGACCGGCUUGUAGCCCUACGUUCUCGAGCGACGUUCACUCUAACAACCACCGCAAGGUUCUGGAGAUGCGACGGAAGAAAGAGAUGAUGAUAGGUGGGCCAGAAUCCGGAUUGGCUCCGGCGGUCCAGAGUUUCUGAAGCUUUAGACAGUAAGACAAUCCGGUUCGAACCGUUUGGGUUCGAGUGUAUAUUUUCUGUAGUGGAUGCUGAUGCAGUAGGUGUUUAGCCAUGUAACGGAAUUUAGAAUUGACAGUUUUUUCAAGUUAGUUUCCCUUUCAUAUUUUUAGUGGUUUUUACAUAAAUUUAUUAUUUGCGAUUUUACUUACAGAGAAGAUAAACGAGAAAACAGAGAAGAAAGAUAUCA